AUGCUGGCCUCAGCGCCGAUCGAGGACACAGCCACCACACAGUGCCUCGCCACCGCGAGGACACAGCCACUAAACAGUGUUUCACCUCAGCGAGGACACAGCCACCACACAGUGCCUCGCCACCGCGAGGACACAGCCACUACACGGUGUCUCACCUCAGCGAGGACACAGCCACCACACAGUGUCUCGCCUCAGCGAGGACACAGCCACCACACAGUGUCUCACCUCAGCGAGGACGCAGCCACCACACAGUGCCUCACCUCAGCGAGGACACAGCCACCACACAGUGUUUCACCUCAGCGAGGACACAGCCACCACACAGUGUCUCGCCACCGCGAGGACACAGCCACUACACAGUGUCUCACCUCAGCGAGGACACAGACACCACACAGUGUCUUACCUCAGCGAGGACACAGCCACCACACAGUGUCUCGCCACCGCGAGGACACAGCCACUACACAGUGUCUCACCUCAGCGAGGACACAGACACCACACAGUGUCUUACCUCAGCGAGGACACAGCCACCACACAGUGUCUCACCUCAGCGAAGACACAGCCACCACACAGUGUCUCACCUCAGCGAAGACACAGCCACCACACAGUGUCUCACCUCAGCGAGGACACAGCCACCACACAGUGUCUCACCUCAGCGAAGACACAGCCACCACACAGUGUCUCACCUCAGCGAAGACACAGCCACCACACAGUGUCUCACCUCAGCGAGGACACAGCCACCACACAGUGUCUCACCUCAGCGAGGACACAGCCACCACACAGUGUCUCACCUCAGCGAGGACACAGCCACCACACAAUACGUAA
Scylla paramamosain (green mud crab) is the source of this 819-nucleotide messenger RNA. RefSeq lists its product as uncharacterized. The record is from RefSeq and is a predicted model, not a curated record. Bases 1 to 819 code for a protein of 272 amino acids. The transcript is spliced from 2 exons. Lineage: Eukaryota; Metazoa; Arthropoda; Malacostraca; Decapoda; Portunidae.